CAUUUGCAAGAAAAUUUCACUUAGUAAGUCACAAUCUCAUCCAUACUGGAGAAAAGCAAUUUAAAUGUGACAUUUGUAGUAAAACAUUUGCAAGAAAAUUUCACUUAGUAAGCCACAAUCUUAUCCAUACUGGAGAAAAGCAGUUUAAAUGUGACAUUUGUAGUAAAACAUUUGCAAGAAAAUCUUACUUAGUAAGUCACAAUCUCAUCCAUACUGGAAAAAAGCAAUUUAAAUGUGACAUUUGUUUUAAAGAAUUUGCAAGGAAAGAUACAUUGGUAACACACAAUAUCAUUCAUACUGGAGAAAAGCAGUUUAAAUGUGACAUUUGCUCAAAAACCUUUGCACGUAAGGGCAACUUAGUACAUCACAACCUCAUCCAUACUGGAGAAAAACAGUUUAAAUGUGACGUUUGUUCAAAAACAUUUGCUUUGAAAUCUAACUUAGUAAUACACAAUAUUGUCCAUACAAGAGAAAGGAAGUUUAAAUGUGACACUUGCUCUAAAACGUUUACAUGGAAAUCUGCCUUAGUAAGUCACAAUCUCAUUCAUACUGGAGAAAAACAAUUUAAAUGUGACAUUUGUUCUAAAACAUUUGCACGGAAAUUCAACUUAGGGUUACACAAUCUCAUCCAUACUGGAGAAAAGAAAUUUAAAUGUGAUAUUUGUUCUAAAACAUUUGCACAGAAAUCUUAUUUAGUAUCUCACAAUCUCAUUCAUACUGGAAUUAAGCAGUUUAAAUGCAACAUUUGUUCUAAAGCAUUUGCAAGGAAGUCAGAUAUAGGAAUUCACAAUCUCAUCCAUACUGGUGAAAAGAAAUUUAAAUGUGACAUUUGUUCUAAAACAUUUGUACAUAAAUCUCAUUUAGUAUCUCACAAUCUCAUUCAUACUGGAGAAAAGCAGUUUAAAUGUGACAUUUGUUUUAAAGAAUUUUCACAGAAAGCUACAUUGGUAACACACAAUCUCAUUCAUACUGGAAAAAAGCAGUUUAAAUGUGACAUUUGUUCAAAAACAUUUGCUUUGAAAUCUUACUUAGUAAAACACAAUAUCAUCCAUACGAGGGAAAGGAAGUUUAAAUGUGACAUAUGUUAUAAAACUUUUGCCUGGAAGUCUAGCUUAGUAAAGCACAAUCACAAUCACACUGAAGAAAGCCAGUUUAAAUGUGACGUUUGUUUCAAAACAUUUGCAAGCAAAUCUGAGGUAGCAAGUCACAAUCUCAUCCAUACUGGAGAAAAGAAAUUUAAAUGUGACAUUUGCUCCAAAACAUUUGCUAAGAAAUCUCAUUUAGUAAGUCAUAAUCUUAUCCACACUGGAGAAAAGCAGUUUAAAUGUCACAUUUGUUCAAAAACAUUUACAAGGAAAUCUCAUUUAGUAAACCACAAACUCAUCCAUACUGGUUAAAAGAAAUUUAAAUGUGAAAUUUGUCAUAAAGUAUUUGCACAUAACUCUUACUUAGUAUAUCACAAUCUCAUUCAUACUGGAGAGAAGAAAUUUGAAUGUGACAUUUGUUCUAAAACAUUUGCAAGGAAGUCAGAAAUAGCAAUUCACAAUCUCAUCCAUACUGGUGAAAAGAAAUUUAAAUGUGACAUUUGUUCUAAAACAUUUGCACAGAAAUUUCACUUAGUAAGCCACAAUCUCAUCCUUACUGGUGAAAAGAAAUUUAAAUGUGACAUUUGUUCAAAAACCUUUCCAAAGAAAUCUCAUUUACUAAGUCACACUCUCAUCCAUACUAGAGAUAAGAAAUUUAAAUGUGAAAUUUGUCAUAAAGUAUUUGCACAUAAUUCUCACUUAGUAUGUCACAAUCUCAUUCAUACUGGAGAGAAGAAAUUUGAAUGUCACAUUUGUUCAAAAACAUUUGAAUGGAAAUCUAACUUAGAAGGUCACCUUUUCAUCCACACUGGAGAAAAGCAGUUUAAAUGUGACAUUUGUUUUAAAGCAUUUGCACUCAAGUCCAGCUUACUAAAGCACAAUCGCAUUCAUACUGGAGAAAAACAGUUUAAAUGUGACAUUUGUUUAAAAAAAUUUGCACAGAAAUCUCAUUUAAAUAGGCACAAUCUCAUAUAUACUGGAGAAAAGAAAUUUAAAUGUUACAUUUGUUCCAAGAUGUUUGCAACAAAAUCUGAUUUAUUAAGUCAUAAUCUCAUCCACACUGGAGAAAAUAUGUGUUAUCUGUUUCAAAAGAUUUGCAAGGAAAUCUAAUUUACUAAGUCACACUUUCAUCCAUACGAGAGAAAAGAAAUGUGAAUGUCACAUUUGUCAUAAAGCAUUUGCAAAU
Messenger RNA from Owenia fusiformis, 2271 nucleotides. NCBI's taxonomy places the organism in Eukaryota, Metazoa, Annelida, Polychaeta, Sabellida, Oweniidae. The record is from the annotation of a GenBank genome assembly.